Molecule: messenger RNA, 2711 nt
Organism: Dicentrarchus labrax (European seabass)
Lineage: Eukaryota; Metazoa; Chordata; Actinopteri; Moronidae
Gene: cfdp1
Product: craniofacial development protein 1
Exons: 7
Coding region: 312-1229 (305 amino acids)
Source: RefSeq, a predicted model, not a curated record
UCCGCGCACCAUGUUUGAACCUUUGAGCUUACCGUCGCCGCCAGAAAGUCACAUUGUUUUCCUAAUUUCCAGAAACGCCAACAAUAGAAGCCUGUUUCACACAUUUGGCACACUGAGUUAAUUUGUAUCCCUUACAGAAUUGAAAGCAACAUUUGAGCUUUGUCUUAACAUGGCGCUACCUAUAGCCAGUUAGGCUUACGUUCCUUACGUUGUGGAAGCAGUAAAAAGGUAGCUAACAGUUAGUGGGAAACCUACUGGCACCUAGUAGCGUUUUCAUUUCACUAUUAUUAGUCUGAAGCUUUUCCUCCAAAAUGAUGAACUAUUCUGACUACGACUCUGACGGAUAUUCGUCGAAUGAAGAUGCAGACUACGUCCCAUCAGAUGAUAACCUCAGUGAGGAUGACAUCAAUGAGUGUGAAAAGGAAGACCCUCUGCACGGGGAUGAAGAUGUGCCACAUCCUGGCGAUGUCUGCAAGAAGAAAAGGAAGAAGUUGGACAUCGGUAUGAGAAAGAGGAAGAAAGGAGUCCUGAAAGUAGAACAGGAAGAGAAGUCUGGAGGUGGAGCAGAAGAGGCACAGCUGCUGCAGGAAGUGGUGGAAGAACCCCCCAAGGUAGAGAAGGAGGAUGAUGCAAAACAGAAGAAAAAAUCAGAUGACCUCUGGGCGAGUUUCCUGUCUGAUGUUGGAUCCAGACCUAAGGACUGCCCACCUGCCUCACAGUCCAGUAACACAAAAAAGGGUGAUUCCUCAGUUUUGAAGGAUGCUCCUUUGAGUACAGAAACAAAAGCGUCAGAGCCUGCUAAAGUCACCAUCACUAAAGUUUUUGACUUCGCUGGAGAAGAAGUUAGGGUGAAUAAAGAGGUAUCCGCAGACUCCAGAGAAGCUAAGACUUAUCUGAAGAGCCAAAACACCAAACAGGAGGAGAAUGAAGACGAAGAGAAGAGUUUAUCACCCAACCAAUCACCUCUUCCUGGCCCAAGUGCCAAGCGCCCUGCAGGCAUGACGAGCAUCCUGGGUCGCAUCGGGGGAAAGAGGCAGAAGAUGAGCACGCUGGAAAAGUCAAAGAUGGACUGGGACGCUUUCAAAUCAGAGGAGGGCAUCACAGACGAGCUGGCCAUCCACAACAGAGGCAGAGAGGGGUAUGUGGAGCGGAAGAACUUCUUGGAGCGGGUCGACCACCGUCAGUUUGAGUUAGAAAAAGCAGUACGACUGAACAACAUGAAACAAUGACACAGACGGAUGGUGCGCACGCACGCACACACACACACACACACACACACACACACACACACACACACACACACAGAGAGUGGAACAGAUCUUCAGACUUCCUGUAUCUUGCUUUCUGUCUUUCUAAUGACAGAGUUGCUAUUUCCCCAGUACCGUGAGCUCCUACUGGUGCUGUGGCUCGGGUCUAUUUCAGGAAGGGGAUAUUAAUAGGCUGAGUUUGUGGAAUGGCGGGGUGUUGAGUUUUCUCAUACUUGUGAGAACCAAUUAGUCUCGAACCUUCACACUGAGGACAUUUUUGGGAAGUGAGGUCUUUCCUGCAUGUCCUGCUCCCUAAAGAGACUUGGUUUACUUUUGUCCAUUAUUUCUAUCCGUAGUUAUCGUCACACUCAUCAAGUUAAUUGCUGAGAUCAAGGAACACAGUGACGUUAAUGAAGAGAAAACCGUAAGAGUUUGAAGUUUGAAAUAAAUCAGGACUGGUUAAGGUUAGGCUACAUGUUGAGGUUAGGUGUGGCAGUGGGCAGAGCAACUGGCUAGGGAAGUAUUUGUUUCACUGAUAAUUUUCCUUUGAAAGUUCACCUGAUGUAUAUCUGGACCUUGCCUGGAUCACAUAAAACAUGCUAAUGCCCACCGUUUUGUUUUUGUUCUGUGCUCCAAAAACAGUUGAGCUAGCCUUUCUCCUUUUCUGUACUUACUUACAACUUAUAGCUAAUGUUUGCGAAACUCUAGCUAAUUAGCCAGUGUACAUCAUUGCCUUUAAAACCAUCUUCAUAAUGUGGGUCUCUUUUCAACAUAGAUUAGCCUAGCACAUCUCAGCAUAUAUAUAGUACAUGAAAGGAGGAAGUUGACCAAGGUUCCAAAAGGGGUGGGGCUAAGAAAGGGUAAAUUCCCAGUUGUAAUUUUCUAUACUGUUGUGUACUGCAACACCAGAAAAAAACUUGUACUUGUAAAGAUGUUAAAAUGAAAAAUUCUAGACAUAGGUGCUUUAGUUAGUGGAUAAAGAGUAGAUGUUGUGAGAGGAGGCUCGUCAUAAACAAAUGUUUGGUUGGAUUCAUGCCAUUGUGGGUAGAGUUUUCAUUUUAUUACAUAUUUGAUAUAAUCAUUAUGGGACACUGAAACACCCUGCUGGCCGCUUCAAUUAUGAUUAAAUGUAUUCAUGCAUUCAAGGUGAAAAGCUUUUCUGUAAUGAUCAAUACCACAGUAAAAGUGGAAUCAAUCAAGCUGCAUCUUGUCCAUCAUAUCAGAGGAGGACCACACUGACUGGAGCAGAUCUGAUGGUGAUGUCAGCCUGUCCCUCAGGCAUUGUUCUGUCCUGGUUGUAAACAAAUGGGGGAGAGAGUGGGGAGAGGAGAACUGCAAAAGGAGAGAGAAUGAGAAGGGACAAUUGAUGUCUUGUUAGUUUGACUGUAGAGUCAUUGAUACAGUUAUCUGUUUAUUCAUGUACAUAUUUAAUAUCCAAUAAACACAAGCUAACCAUUUUAAGAA